Messenger RNA from Rotaria sordida, 489 nucleotides. The record is from the annotation of a GenBank genome assembly. Lineage: Eukaryota; Metazoa; Rotifera; Eurotatoria; Philodinida; Philodinidae.
AUGACAUUAUCAUUAUUAGAUGAAAUUAAAAUUGAAAUUCGUUCUUUACUUAUAUCAUCAAAAGAUGGUCUUACUGAAGAUGAAUUAUGUCAUGAUUAUUCUUUAUUUAAUUCUCAACGUUUAUUACCUUAUGAAAUUUUUGGUUAUUCAACAAUAACAAAUUUUCUUAAUUCAUUAACUGAUAUUUUAUAUCGUUCAUCAGAUGGAUAUAUUUAUCCUAUUGUUGAUCAUACAACUGAACAUAUAUUUAAAUUUGUUCAACAACAACGUACAAAGAAAAAAAAGAUUAAUACUAAACAAACAUCAUUUAUAUAUAAUCAACAAGAAAAUUUUUCAAUCUAUCGUCAUAAACAAAAAAGAACUGUUUCAUUUGAACAAAAACAUCGUACUAUUGAUGCUAUCAAACCCUUUUCACCAAAAUUCGAACGAGUUAAUGUUACAAAUGAACUAUUACAAUGUCUUCUUAUGCAUUUUCGACAACAACAAUGA